AGCUUCGAUCGAUGAUAGAAAGGUUCCGUCGAUGCGUGAGACGGAGACGGCGAAGACGCGUCCGCCCAUGCCAACGCCGCCAUGGACAUCCUCAAGGGCAGAAAGCGCGCCCAGUCGACGAGCACGCUGCGCCCGCCGACCGACGCGCCAACCUCGCCAUCAUCAGGACUGUCCGCCUGGGUCCGGCGUGCACGAUCCAAGUCUCCCCAUCCGGCUAGCGCGUCCUCAUCGCCACGAACAGAGCCCGCACCGCUGCCAUCAGUCGCGGCGGUCACUGUCGCAUCCAAUACCACCACUGCGUCUACCCCCGAGUCGCCCAAGCCUCCACCGGCGACGACCGCGACCAUCGAGAACACGCCCAAGUCCAUUCCUUCCCCCGCCCUUGUUUCCCCCAGAGCACCCACCGUCACUGGCACCCCGCCAGGCCGCCCGCCGACUCACUGGUGGUCUCAGUCCCCCAUAGAGCGUACUCGCCGAGCCUGGGAUGAUGACCCCGACGCGGAGGAACGCUGGACGCGAACACGAGACCGCGUCGACGAUGCGCUGAGGCGCGUCCUUGACACUACAGCGAGCGUCACCCACGAAGGCCUCGCGAUCAGUGUGGAUCUUUUGCAACUCGUACCCUUCCCCGGGUUGGCGGAGGCAGCGAAGACACUUUUGUACAUCUGGGAUGGAGUGCAGUUGGUUGAUCUCAACCGCAUGCAAUGUCUUCGAAUUACUGAGCGCUGCGCCAACAUCCUUAUUUCCGUCCGCGACGAGGUCGUGGAAGCGACCCAGCACGACAAUGGCAUUCCUGCGGACCUCGAGUACCCUUUACGGCGACUCGUAGACGCAUUCGCUCAAAUCCAAGCGUUCUUGAACCAGCAGGCACAUAGGCCAUUCAUCAAGCGUUACCUCAAACGCGAUGAUAUCCUUCGCCAACUGCAAGGCUGCGAUGCGGCACUUCAAGACGCCGUCGAUGCCUUCGGGUGUUCUACACUGCAUAUAUGCGCGUUUUACCCACAUAUAUGCGCAUUUCUAUAAUCCCCCCUUUGAAUACCCCGGAAUUUUCCCCUGCGUCGUGUCUCUACCUCAGUCCACCCAGAAAUGCUGA
Schizophyllum commune H4-8 is the source of this 1093-nucleotide messenger RNA. RefSeq lists its product as uncharacterized. NCBI's taxonomy places the organism in Eukaryota, Fungi, Basidiomycota, Agaricomycetes, Agaricales, Schizophyllaceae. Gene Ontology annotation, biological process: cell surface receptor signaling pathway. The transcript has 4 exons. The coding region runs from base 82 to 1023 and encodes 313 amino acids. The record is from RefSeq and is a predicted model, not a curated record.